CCAAACCGAUGGAAAUGUAGCUAGCUUAGCGUAGGUCUUCCCUGUCUGUUAGCACGAAGAAAGUUCAGCUGGGCGACUGAACUCGGUCGUUGGCUUCGGAAGUUUAACAGGAUGGCUCCAUUGAAGUUUUGUGCGAAUAUUUCGUGGCUGUUCACAGAGCUUCCGGACUUCAGCCAGAGAAUAUUAGCAGCAGCCGCGGCUGGAUUUCAGGCUGUGGAGGCAGCGUGGCUGUACGAUUCGGAUUUACAGGAGCUUCAGAGAGUCAGAAAGGCCACAGGGGUGGAGGUCGUCCUUAUCAACACCCCGCCAGGAGAUAUAAAGGCAGGUGAUCUUGGUCUUGGAGCAGUUCCUGGGAGAGAAGCAGAGUUCAGAGAGGGACUGGAUCUAAGUUUGAAGUAUGCCAGAGCUUUGGACUGUAAGAGGAUUCACCUGAUGGCUGGGAGAGUUCCCGUGGACUCUGACAGAGCGACGGUUGCCAAGGAAAUGGAGGCCGUCUUUGUGCAGAACCUAAAAUAUGCUGCUGAUAUCCUUUCAAAGGAAGGAAUCACUGGACUGAUUGAACCGAUCAACACCAGGAUUACAGACCCCAAGUAUUUUCUGGACUCUCCUCAUCAGGCAUCUGCAAUCCUGGAGAAGGUUGGAAAGCCAAAUAUGAAACUGCAGAUGGACAUCUUUCACUGGCAAAUAAUGGAUGGAAACCUUACACAAAACAUUCAAAAGUAUAUUCCUAUCAUUGGUCACGUCCAGAUUGCUCAGGUUCCCGGCAGAAAUGAGCCCGACAGCGCCGGAGAGCUCAGUUACAGCUACCUGUUCGACACACUGGAAAACAUCGGCUACCAGGGUUAUAUCGGGUGUGAAUACAAGCCGCAAGGCUCCACAGACGAGGGUCUGGGCUGGAUCAGAGAAUACUGGACUCACAGAAAGUGCUGAGACGAGGUGACGGAGCAUAAAGCUGUCAGUGUUGAGCCCGACAGCACUCUACCUGCAGCACCCACCUUUUCCAUUUAACUUGGGCUUUGCACAGACUCCUGUGGCCUUAUAUUGUUUUAUAAAUGUGUCAUCCUCUCUGAAUCUGUUUCCACACUGUAGAAAGAAGUGAAUACACGUUUUCCUCCUCAUCAUUGGCGGGUUUGUGCCAAUCGUGUGGAUUUGUGCUUCUUUCUUCAUCAGUGCACUCACUUCAUUAACAGCAGUGAUUCAGGAUAGCAAUGUUGUUCUUUAAAAUCAAGUUCAAAUCGUUUUUUUCCAUAAGUUUCUUCGUAGCAUCAGGUGGAAGGAACGUAGGAUGCAGCAGGCAGAGCCGCCCGAAGGCUAACAUGAUAAAAUAGUGGAUGAUUGUGACAGGCAGGCUGUAUCGACAUCAAAAUGUAAAAAAUAUAUAUUUAGAGUAGCAGACUGAUGGAGCAAACAAUUAAGAAUUCAUUUUUGUGAAUGAAAAAUUUUGAGUCCUGGUACGGCAUUUUAAAUAUGAAUAACUGCAACAUAAUCACAAUUAAUAAUGAACUAAUGAAUGCUAUAUUUAAAGUUUUGGCAUGUGAGAAAAUGACCUUCAGGGCUGAAAAAUUAAAGUGCUGAAGUGGGUUUUCUUUCUGAGACGUGUAACUGAGAUAUUAGAAAAAUAAACUUUCCUUCGAUGUAAAAUAUUAUUUUCCGAAUUUAAUGAAUAAACGUUCCAGUUUCCCCCAAA
Molecule: messenger RNA, 1687 nt
Organism: Oreochromis aureus
Lineage: Eukaryota; Metazoa; Chordata; Actinopteri; Cichliformes; Cichlidae
Gene: hyi
Product: hydroxypyruvate isomerase
Exons: 8
Coding region: 112-930 (272 amino acids)
Biological process (GO): glyoxylate metabolic process
Molecular function (GO): hydroxypyruvate isomerase activity
Source: RefSeq, a predicted model, not a curated record